Messenger RNA from Aureobasidium subglaciale EXF-2481, 915 nucleotides. RefSeq lists its product as uncharacterized. The transcript is spliced from 2 exons. The record is from RefSeq and is a predicted model, not a curated record. The coding region runs from base 1 to 915 and encodes 304 amino acids. Lineage: Eukaryota; Fungi; Ascomycota; Dothideomycetes; Dothideales; Saccotheciaceae.
AUGUGUUCCCUCUUUCCUCCUCUUAGGACAGCAUGCACGCUAUUGUUUCUCGUUGGUCCCAUCGUGCAAGGUCAGACCACUACCAGACUACCAGCAGCACCAUCAUAUCAAGAUGGAGUCUUUUCAAGCCCGGACACAGCUAUCACCCAAAUUGUCGACAAGGGAGUCGAGAUGAACGUUACCUGGGCCACGUCCUACGAGAGUGUCAACUUGUAUCUCAUCUUUGGUCAGGAUUAUACCAACCCAAGAGGGCUGAGAAUCAGCACUACAGACACCUUCUAUCUUUGGACGAUUGAUGAUUUCGGCAACAAUUCGCUACCAUUCUCGUUCCGGGCCGUCAAUGCCGCAGGCACCUCAAAGGAGCAGGCGGGCGGCGGCUUUUACACAGGUCAAUUCUGGAUACGCGAUCGAUCUGCGACCACCACGACGACUACGAGCUCAGCAGUGCCCACAACCACGACUACUAGGAGUUCGGCGGUACCAACGGCCUCGGAGUCUGUAUCGAGCACUGUAUCCACCACAGCGACCACUUUGCAAUCCACGAGUGCAAUCACCAUCACUCCGGUCUCAACCACUAGUACCACAACAGUAUCGUCAAGCGCAAGCGCCUCAGCACCGACCAGUACCACCAGUUCCUCUGACUCGUCGAGCCAGAGGCACCUCGUUAUUGGAGUUGGAGUUGGCAUAGGAGUAGGAGUGGCAGCUUUACUUAUUGGUGCGUUCGUCUUGUGGCGACGUCAUAACAACCACAAGCGACGUAAGAUUGAUGAAAUAUCGGCGUUCCGGGCGGACUCUUUGGGCGACCAGAAGAGUGAACGAUCAUUCCAGAUGAGCAAGCGACCCGGACCUUCUCACCUGUCUUCGUAUGAACUCGCUGAACAACCGAAACGAUCGCCAGUGGAAGUUGAUGGCUAG